Messenger RNA from Phodopus roborovskii (desert hamster), 763 nucleotides. Its product is annotated as C-C motif chemokine 2. NCBI's taxonomy places the organism in Eukaryota, Metazoa, Chordata, Mammalia, Rodentia, Cricetidae. The coding region runs from base 35 to 490 and encodes 151 amino acids. The record is from RefSeq and is a predicted model, not a curated record. Gene Ontology annotation, molecular function: CCR chemokine receptor binding; chemokine activity. Gene Ontology annotation, cellular component: extracellular region. The transcript is spliced from 3 exons. Gene Ontology annotation, biological process: monocyte chemotaxis; neutrophil chemotaxis; cellular response to interleukin-1.
CCUCCCUCUGAAGCCAGCUUUCUCUUCCUCCACCAUGCAGAUGUCUGCAAGAACGCUUCUUCUGUGCCUGCUGCUCACAGUUGCUGUCUGUAGCAUCCACGUGCUGGCCCAGCCAGAUGCCGUUAACUCCCCACUCACCUGCUGCUACUCAUUCACCGCCAAGAAGAUCCCAGAGAAAAGGCUGGAGAGCUACAAGAGAAUCACCAGCAGCAAGUGUCCCAAAGAAGCUGUAAUUUUCAUCACCAAGCUCAAGAGAGAGAUCUGCGCUGACCCUGAGCAGGAUUGGGUCCAGACAUACACAAAAAAACUGGACCAGAGCCAAAAUAGAUCAGAAACUACAAUUGUGUAUAAAAUUGCAUCUACUGUACGAUCUUCAGCACCACUGAAUGCUAACUUGACCCAUGGGCCUGCAAUUAAUGCAUCUACUAUUGCCUUUCCCACUGCAAACUCAAGAACUUCUGUAAGAGUGACCAGUAAGACAGCGAACUAGUGUGACCUGGAAUGUGAUGCCUUAAGUAAUGUUAAACUUAUUUAACUUAUUCAUGUUUCAAUAUUCCCUUCCUUGAAUACUAGGAUUUCUAAGAUGCGUGUUGAGGUUCCAUUAUUUUCCCUCUGUGAACCCUGGUCCUACAUUUUAAAUGUUAUGAGAUGACUUUUGUAAAGAUGAAUGUAAAAACUUGAUGUUUGAUAUUCCAAGGCAUUGUUUAAAAUAUUAUUAUGGAUAUUUCUAAUUAUUAAGAAAAAUAAAUUAUUUUUGUACAUA